AUGCAAUUUCAGCAAUGGUUGGAGAAGAACCAAAAGGAAGUCCUUGCAGCCUCCAGAGAGGAUAUGGGCAGCCGUUUGGAGCGGUUGGAGAAGAUAUCAGUCGAAAAACUACUGAAGGGUAGUACAGAGAGAAUUAUUGCGAGCCCCCGAGAAUAUCAGAUUGACCUGUACGAGCGGGCAAAAAAUGAGAAUACCAUUGUGGUUCUCGACACAGGCUCUGGGAAAACGUUAAUCGCCGCGCUUCUUCUGCGAAGAGUCCUUGAGGUCGAAAUAGAGAAUCGUGCAAAGGGCUACAAGCCUAAAACCGCCUUCUUCAUCGUGGAAAAGGUGGCAUUGUGUUUUCAGCAGCAUGCUGUUCUGACCAGUAAUCUUGAGUUUCCAAUUGGCAAAAUCUUUGGCGACAUGAAAGGCGAAAUCGGGGAUCCAGAGUUUUGGCGUCAGCAAUUUUCAGAAAAUAUGGCAUUUGUGUGCACCGCGCAGACAUUACUCAGCAUGCUCGGCUCUGGCUUCAUCUCCAUGAGUCAAAUCAACUUGCUUGUAUUCGAUGAGGCGCAUCAUACAAAGAAGAACCACGCUUACGCCCGAAUUAUGGAGGGUUAUCCUCGUUGGGAGAACGAGCGUCCUCGUAUACUAGGUAUGACGGCAUCGCCAGUGGACUCGUCAAAAGCAGAUGUGCGCAUCGCUGCUAUGGACUUGGAAGAAAUGCUCUGUAGUAAAAUUGCCACAAUAUCGGAUGAAGCAUUGGGGGGGUUCCGAGAUCACCGAGAUGAAACGGAGCUUACCGAACGUUACGAGAAACUGGAGGACCCUCAACACUCAAAGACACAGUUGUGGGAGGCGAUUUCUCGCUGCAUUGGUAGCAAUCCACAGUUCAAAGCGCACCUUUGCUUUGCAAAAGACGCAUCCUCAGUCUUGGGUACAUGGUGCGCUGACCGUUACUGGCAACUCCUCGCAACCAACGAUGAAAUGGCCAGGAUCGAGGCAAAGACUGGGCGCGACACUCUAGAACUUGAUGUUUUCGACAGUGAUGAGGCCAUAGCAGCUGUUAGUCGAACACGAGACGUUAUCCGAGAUCACCAAUUCGGACCAAUAGCCAAGGACUGGUCAGACCUGUCAUCAAAGGUCAAAACACUCCAUGGAGUUCUUGAAAAUGCCUUUUGCCAACGGCUAUCGAAAAGAUGCAUUGUAUUCGUAGAACAGAGAGCGACUGCUUUCCUGCUGACAGAUUUGUUCCAACAGCCAGAAAUGAGUAUCCCCGGAAUGAGAGUAGCCUAUAUGAUUGGUUCCAACGCCUCUUCAGCAAAUGCGGCAAACAUGUCACUCAAAGACCAGGUCGUGUCUCUUCAAAAGUUCAAACGCGGCGAAACCAACUGUCUAUUUGCCACUUCCGUAGCAGAAGAAGGAAUUGACGUGCCAGAGUGUGACGUUAUCAUUCGAUUCGACCUUUGCGUAUCAGCCAUCCAAUAUAUCCAGUCUAAAGGCAGAGCUCGACAAAGUUCGUUCCUUUACGUUACCAUGGUGGAAAGCAACAACAUAUACCAUCACCGAAAGUUCCAACAAGCAAAGUCGGCUGCCUUCGAGCUGCAGCGGUUUUGUCGCGCUCUACCCGAGGAUCGUAAAGUUGAAGACUUUGACGUUAGGCCCGAGGUAUUGAAGGAUUGCGAGUCAAUCAUUACCACCGCGGCAGGCGGUGGUCUUAAGCUUAUUGACAGCUUGGCGUGUUUGGCCAAGUACGCAUCGUCUUUAUCCAAAGAUGGAUUACAAAAGUUGGAAUACGUUGUCAAACCCGACAAGAAACAAUUCAUUGCGAGCGUUGUUCUGCCAGAUGGAUCUCCGAUCAAGACUAUUCAGGGAGUAUCACAAAGAACAAAACAGCUAGCAAGAUGUUCAGCCGCCUUUGAAGCCUGCAGGAUUUUGAUUGAAAGGGGAUACAUUGACAAACACCUCCAGCCGGCCUUCGCCAAGAAACUGCCUGCAAUGCGAAAUUCGAGGCUGGCACUCUCAGCAGAUAAAAAGUCGGAGUAUGAAAUGCUAGUUAAACCCAAGUUCUGGUCACUUUGUCUCGGCCCUGAGCCUCCUACCACUCUGUAUCAGACUACCAUAUCUCUCAGCCAGUCAGCAGCUCUUGGGAAUCCAUCCCGACCUCUGAUUCUUCUUUCAAGGAAUCCGCUUCCUGAUAUACCCAGCGCGCCUUUAUUUUUUGGUGGCGGUCAAACGUCUAUUGUACGCAUUUCUCAUUCAAAACGUUCCCUUGAAGUAACAUCCCGGGAAGUAAUAGCACUAUCGAGCUUCACACUAAGACUCUUUGCUCAUGUUUUUAGCAAAGAAUAUGAAGCCGAGCCAUGUGAGCUUCCAUACUUUAUCGCGCCUUGUAGUGUUUCCAGGGACCAAAGCAGAGAAGAUGAAUCAAAUAUCGACUGGGAGGUUGUGUAUCAUGUUGAAAAAAUCGAGCGUCUUGAGUGGAGGAAUGCUCCGAAAGAGUUCUUCAAAGACAAACUUGCCAUGGACCCAUGGGACGGAUCACGCAAAUAUAUCCUGAGUGGAAUUAAUGAAAGGCUAAAGCCGUCUGAUCCGACUCCAGAUGGUGUUCCGCAACCAAAAAGCGCAGCGUAUAAAAAGGUUGAGCAAAACAUCAAAGAGUACAGCAACAGUCUUUCCUUGCAAUCCAGAAAGCGAAGGGAUUGGAGUAACGAUCAACCAGUCGUCAAUGCCGAACUACUUCCUAUAAGACGAAAUUUUUUAGACGAAUAUUUCAUCGAUGAUGAGGGUGACAGAACCUGUUAUAUUAUCCUCGAACCUCUCGUAGUGUCUCCUCUGCCGAUUGACAUCGUUUUCAUGGCAUUGGUUUUGCCUGUAGUAAUGUACAGAAUCGACUCCGUAUUGAUCGCCUCCGAAAUAUGUUCGUCGGUUGACCUAGCCAUUCUCCCCGGUCUUGCCCUAGAAGCAGUAACAAAGGAUAGCUUCAAUACCGAAGAGCACGGUGAAGACCAGCUCGAUUUUCAGCCCGGAAUGGGCAAGAAUUACGAACGCUUAGAGUUUCUUGGCGAUACGUUCUUAAAGAUGGCUACUACUAUCUCGGUGUAUACACUCUACCCCCAUGAAAACGAAUUCGAGUAUCAUGUCAAGCGGAUGUUGAUGUUGAACAACAGAAACUUGUUUAGUCAUGCCGUGAAAAGGAAUUGGCCGGGCUACAUUCGCACUAGAGCAUUUGACCGUCGGACAUGGUAUCCCAGCGAUAUCAAGUUGCGGAAGGGCAAGGUAACUAAAGCAAAGGCCAAGCAGCAUUGCCUAUCACAUAAAUCAAUUGCAGACGUUUGUGAAGCACUCAUUGGAGCAGCGUACUUGACAAGCAAGAGCGACGAUAACAUGGACAUGGCGGUAAAGGCAGUCACAACCAUGGUCAACUCCGAAGACCACACCAUGACUGAGUUCAGAGACUACUUUGCAAAGUAUAAGACCCCAGAGUGGCACAGCUAUGAGCCAACUGCGGCGCAGCGCAACAUGGUGGAAUGCAUUGCUGAGAUCACAGGCUAUCGCUUCAAGCGCCCACCUCUCCUGCGCAGUGCCUUUAAACACUCGUCGUACGUGUACGAGGAAAAAAUUAAGCGCGACUACCAACAACUUGAGUUUUUGGGAGAUGCAUUAAUAGACAUGGUCGUGGUUGACUUUUUGUAUACCCGAUUCCCCGAAGCAGAUCCAAAAUGGCUAACAGAACACAAGAUGGCCAUGGUGUCGAAUCAGUUCUUGGGCUUUCUUUGCGUUAAGCUCGGCCUUAGCAAGCAUCUAAUGGUUGCUACAUCUCCCCUCCACAGCAGAAUCAGGGAGUAUACAGCCGAAGCCAAGGAAGCUGAGGAAAGGGCCAGGGCCCGAAAGAAGUCACAAGACAAUGACGCUGCAGCUACCUCGGAUAAAGACCCUUCAGCUGAGGCCCCAAGUGUGACACAGGAUUUCUGGGUUGAAAUCCAACAGCCGCCAAAAGCUCUGGCAGACGUUGUUGAAGCCCUUGUGGGUGCCAUGUUUGUCGACUCGGGAUACUCCUUCUCCGUAGUGCGAGACUUCUUUGCGAAAUUCAUACAGCCCUAUUUCGAGGACAUGGCGUUACUCUCGUCAUUUGCUUCCAAUCACCCAGUCACCGUCUUGAUACACGCCCUGCAGGACGAUUUCCGCUGCACCCAGUGGAAGCUUCACAUGGCCAGCGUGCCACCCUCCAAAGACGAUGCCGGCGUCGCCAUCUUGGCCGAAAGCGAACUUCUCUGCGCACUAAUGAUACACGGCAAUGUGAUUGCCCAUGCCACGUCGACAAAGAGCGGCGUGGCUGCCAAGCUGGCGGUUGCAAAGCUAGCGCUGAAGACGCUGGCAUCUAUCCAAGACGCGAGCCAUUUUAGGACGGAGAUGGGGUGUGAUUGUGGCGGUGGUAGUACUGCGGCCGCUUUGAACUAG
Messenger RNA from Trichoderma asperellum CBS 433.97, 4440 nucleotides. The record is from RefSeq and is a predicted model, not a curated record. NCBI's taxonomy places the organism in Eukaryota, Fungi, Ascomycota, Sordariomycetes, Hypocreales, Hypocreaceae.